AUGAAGAGGAGGUAUUAAACUCUGUGCUGUUCUAAUUUGUUUCUCUCUAAUAGUCUCUCCUUCCCUAUUUGCCUCUUUCAGUUACAAAUAAUUGCAGAGAAGGUAUUGUAUAUAGAGUGACCUAGUGGAAUGAGACAACCAAAAAAUCACAAAACUCUUGGUCCUAACUAUGACAUAGAAUAUCUGUAUUUUGGCCAACUCUUUUUAAGCACUUCUUAACCUCUCUUCAACCCAACAGAUGUUAAAGUGACACUGAACUCAAUUUCUGGGUUUAGUGUGUAUGAGGGUGAUGAUCUCACAAUAGAUUGUACCCAUAACCUGCCGGUGGGACUUCGCAACCUGCUGGUGUUUGUCUGGCUGAAGGAUAACCACUGUCUGGAGGGCGAGAACAAUAGCAACCUCACCUUGAAAAGAGUAGUAACAAAAACCAACGGGAUAUACGUCUGCACCAUCCAGAGUCCCUGUGGCAACUUCACCUCAGAUUCAAGGGAGAUUAAAGUUGAAGGUUGACAUAUUCGCCAGUCAUAUUUGAGACUUUAAUAUUUGCACUGUUUAUACUUGUGAUUGGAUGUGGAGCUGUCAAGAUAUUGCUUUCAGUCUUACUACUCAGCAAAUGAGCCUAUUGUGUGAAAAGGAAACAUUUUAAAAUGUCCAACCAAUUCCUGGGGACCUCCGUCCCUCUGUGCUUUCCCUCUGUGCUGUCUCCAUGUCUGUCCCUCUGUGCCGUCUCCAUGUCUGUCCCUCUGUGCUGUCUCCAUGUGUGUCAGAACUGACGGUGGUGAUCUUAGUGAUCUGUGGUGUGUCUGUCUCCAUGUGUGUCAGAACUGACGGUGGUGAUCAUAGUGAUCUGUGGUGUGUCUGUCUCCAUGUGUGUCAGAACUGACGGUGGUGAUCUUAGUGAUCUGUGGUGUGUCUGUCUCCAUGUGUGUCAGAACUGACGGUGGUGAUCUUAGUGAUCUGUGGUGUGUCUGUCUCCAUGUGUGUCAGAACUGACGGUGGUGAUCAUAGUGAUCUGUGGUGUGUCUGUCUCCAUGUGUGUCAGAACUGACGGUGGUGAUCAUAGUGAUCUGUGGUGUGUCUGUCUCCAUGUGUGUCAGAACUGACGGUGGUGAUCUUAGUGAUCUGUGGUGUGUCUGUCUCCAUGUGUGUCAGAACUGACGGUGGUGAUCAUAGUGAUCUGUGGUGUGUCUGUCUCCAUGUGUGUCAGAACUGACGGUGGUGAUCUUAGUGAUCUGUGGUGUGUCUGUCUCCAUGUGUGUCAGAACUGACGGUGGUGAUCAUAGUGAUCUGUGGUGUGUCUGUCUCCAUGUGUGUCAGAACUGACGGUGGUGAUCAUAGUGAUCUGUGGUGUGUCUGUCUCCAUGUGUGUCAGAACUGAUGGUGGUGAUCUUAGUGAUCUGUGGUGUGUCUGUCUCCAUGUGUGUCAGAACUGACGGUGGUGAUCAUAGUGAUCUGUGGUGUGUCUGUCUCCAUGUGUGUCAGAACUGACGGUGGUGAUCAUAGUGAUCUGUGGUGUGUCUGUCUCCAUGUGUGUCAGAACUGACGGUGGUGAUCAUAGUGAUCUGUGGUGUGUCUGUCUCCAUGUGUGUCAGAACUGACGGUGGUGAUCUUAGUGAUCUGUGGUGUGUCUGUCUCCAUGUGUGUCAGAACUGACGGUGGUGAUCAUAGUGAUCUGUGGUGUGUCUGUCUCCAUGUGUGUCAGAACUGACGGUGGUGAUCAUAGUGAUCUGUGGUGUGUCUGUCUCCAUGUGUGUCAGAACUGACGGUGGUGAUCAUAGUGAUCUGCUGUGUGUCUGUCUCCAUGUGUGUCAGACUUGACGAUGCUGACCAUAGUGAUCUGUGGUGUGUCUGCUGUGGUGCUGAUCCUGGUCCUGGGUAUAGGCAUGAAGAUCAUGCUGAAGAAGGAAUUUGGUGAGUGAUCACAACAAGAGAAACAAAGAAUAAAACAACAGUAAAUGUGUAACUUUGCAUGUGACUCUCUUGUCUCUCUCCCCAUCUUUCUAUCUUUCUCUCUUUCUCGCUCUACAGCGAAGACCAAGAACAGGAGGCAGCAGAAUGCUCAGAACCUACAGAGCACCACCACAACAGAGUAGCGUUUCAUUUUCAUUUUCCCAAAAAUCCACCAAUUGUCCUUCACGAGAAAAUUGCAAAAAUAUGUCAUGAUUACACUGUAAAUGGAGAAAUAUGUAUCUAACGGUGAUAGUGAUAUGACAUGAUAGUCAGCAAUUACAUUUAUAGAAGCCAUGCAUGUAGGCUAAGUGAUGUUUUCUAAUGGGUACGUUAUGUAGAGUAGCCUAAAAAUAGUAGGCUGCUAGAGUUGUGAUGACUUGAAUCAUGAAUGAAGCAAGAGAGUUGUCCGGUUCCAGCAGCUAUCCCCACUUCACAUUAGUGCAGCAUAGAAAUUAUAUAUUACCCGUCCCGAGUAGCCAUAAUUGUUUAUCUCUGCCAUCUGGAAGGAGCUUGGUCGUGAAAUCUCUGGAUACCGGUUAUCGGUAUUAAACCCUCUUUGGCUACUGACCAGACAAACAUACCUACCCAUUCAGUUUCCACUUGUUUAUGCAGCUGUAUCUAAUAGACUGUACCUUGAACCGAAAAGCAAAUGGAAGUCCUCACACAAAGUCUGCAAAAAACAUUACAGUGAAUACUGUCAUGUUUACUGUAGUAUUUACUAUAGUGGAAGAAAACUGUCAUAUACUGUAAUAUUUACUGUAGUGUUUUGCGGAUUGUAGUAUACUGUA
This is a messenger RNA of Coregonus sp. 'balchen', 2738 nucleotides long. Lineage: Eukaryota; Metazoa; Chordata; Actinopteri; Salmoniformes; Salmonidae. The record is from the annotation of a GenBank genome assembly.